UACAUCGCCAUACGAAAAACACGUAGUUUCUGUUCUAUCAGUUUGCAUCACCAAGGAAAGUAUACAACAACGGAAUACACUUCUAAUAUUUGCCCUGCUUCCAAAUUUCUCUUCUCAAUACGGAAAACAAAUCGAUUCUUUUCUGGCCCCAUUUCAGGCAUUUGUGCUGAAGAGGUUUUAAAAUGUUGGGAAUUUUAAGGCAAAGGGUAGCCGCCAAACUCAAUCAUGCUCUGAAUUUUGAGCAAGGGAUUGGAGCAGUUGCGUUGAGGGCCUAUUCUUCUUCCUCGGCCAAUAAGAUGACAGUGCGCGAUGCUAUAAAUUCUGCACUUGAUGAAGAAAUGUCUGCUGAUCCCAAAGUGUUUAUGAUGGGUGAAGAGGUUGGUGAAUACCAGGGUGCAUAUAAGAUCACCAAAGGCCUUCUGGAUAAAUACGGCCCUGAGAGGGUUGUUGAUACACCCAUCACAGAGGCUGGGUUCACUGGGAUUGGAGUUGGUGCAGCAUAUCAUGGUCUAAGGCCUGUGAUCGAGUUCAUGACUUUUAACUUCUCAAUGCAGGCCAUCGACCACAUCAUCAAUUCUGCUGCAAAAUCAAAUUACAUGUCUGCUGGGCAGAUAUCAGUUCCCAUUGUUUUCAGGGGCCCGAAUGGUGCUGCAUCUGGUGUGGGUGCUCAACACUCUCAGUGCUAUGCAGCAUGGUUUGGUUCAUGCCCUGGACUAAAAGUCUUGGCUCCAUAUUCUGCCGAAGACGCUCGAGGCUUGCUUAAAGCUGCCAUAAGGGACCCUGAUCCUGUUGUAUUCCUUGAAAAUGAACUGCUAUAUGGUGAAUCAUUUCCUGUCUCAGCUGAAACGCUUGAUUCCAGUUUCUGUGUGCCUAUCGGGAAAGCUAAGAUUGAACGUGAAGGAAAGGACAUAACAAUCGUUGCUUACUCGAAGAUGGUCGGCUUUUCUCUUCAGGCUGCUGAUAUUCUUGCAAAAGAAGGGAUAAAUGCUGAGGUGAUAAAUCUCCGGUCCAUCCGCCCUCUUGACAGAUCUGCUAUAAAUGCUUCUGUUAGGAAAACAAAUAGGAUUGUGACUGUCGAAGAAGGAUUCCCUCAACAUGGUGUCGGUGCUGAGAUCUGUGCUACUGUUGUGGAAGAUAGCUUCGAGUAUCUUGAUGCACCUGUUGAGAGGAUUGCCGGGGCUGAUGUUCCCACGCCUUAUGCUGCGAAUAUUGAGAGAAUGGCUUUUCCACAGGUCGAAGACAUUGUUCGGGCAGCAAAAAGAGCCUGCUACAGGUCAAGAUAAUCAGCUACAUAAGGAUUCUGGUGUUCUUCUGUGAAGAUCAUUAUUUUGGCACGCAUCUCUUUCGCAGGGAAAUGUUCGAUGAUUCCCCAGUGUCAGGGCUGACAAGAUCGCGACACGGACUACCCACGAGAAAUAAGUUUCUGAGCCAUGCUUUUCUUUUUUAGCAAUUUUGGGGCAUGUUAAUCUGUUGCAACAAUUUAAUUGAAGGAAGAGGCAGAUGCUUCUGCACACUCUUUUAUGUAGGGCUUUAUUAUAUUUGGAGACA
Salvia hispanica is the source of this 1548-nucleotide messenger RNA. RefSeq names its product pyruvate dehydrogenase E1 component subunit beta-1, mitochondrial-like. Gene Ontology annotation, cellular component: pyruvate dehydrogenase complex. The record is from RefSeq and is a predicted model, not a curated record. Gene Ontology annotation, biological process: pyruvate decarboxylation to acetyl-CoA. Lineage: Eukaryota; Viridiplantae; Streptophyta; Magnoliopsida; Lamiales; Lamiaceae. Gene Ontology annotation, molecular function: pyruvate dehydrogenase (acetyl-transferring) activity.